Molecule: messenger RNA, 734 nt
Organism: Carlito syrichta (Philippine tarsier)
Lineage: Eukaryota; Metazoa; Chordata; Mammalia; Primates; Tarsiidae
Gene: FCRLB
Product: Fc receptor like B
Exons: 6
Biological process (GO): negative regulation of immune response; cell surface receptor signaling pathway
Molecular function (GO): transmembrane signaling receptor activity
Source: RefSeq, a predicted model, not a curated record
AAGAUUCCGGAAAAGGAGGAAAAAGAGGAAAGUAUUGCAUUUCUAUCCUAGACUGGGGAACUAGAUGACAGGGACACGAAGGGUGGUUGCUGCCACAGGCACAUCCAGCAUGUGGGCCCUGACUGUCCUUCUGCUUCUGGUUUCAAGCAGUGGGCAAGCUGUUACCCUGGAGAAGCCCAUAUUGUCUCUACACCCACCUUGGACCACAAUUUUCAAGGGAGAGCGAGUCACCUUGAGGUGUGAUGGAUACCACCCUCUACUCCUGGAGCUCCGGCCUAUCAGCACUCUCUGGUAUUUGGGCCACUUACCACUGCCCUCUCACAAGAAGAGCAUUGAGGUGCAGACAGCAGGGGUGUAUCGAUGCCAGACACGGGGGGCACCUGUCAGUGACCCCAUUCACCUCUCUGUAUCCAAUGACUGGCUGAUCCUGCAAGUGCCCUACGCUCCCGUGUUCGAAGGCGAGCCGCUGGUCAUGCGUUGCCGCGGCUGGUACGACAAGGUGGUCUACAAGCUCCACUACUACCACGACGACCAGGCCGUGCGCUACUUCCACUCCAGCGCUAACUACACGGUGUUGCAGGCGCGUGCCAGCGACAGCGGGCGCUACCAGUGCUCGGGCACCAUGCGCAUCCCGGUGGAGAGUGCUCCCAUGUUCUCCGCCAAGGUGGCUGUGACCGUGCAAGAGCUGUUCCAGGCGCCGGUGCUGCGGGUGCUGGGUGCGGAGGAGGCACGCG